Cebus imitator (Panamanian white-faced capuchin) is the source of this 1752-nucleotide messenger RNA. RefSeq lists its product as uncharacterized. Bases 576 to 1211 code for a protein of 211 amino acids. The record is from RefSeq and is a predicted model, not a curated record. Lineage: Eukaryota; Metazoa; Chordata; Mammalia; Primates; Cebidae. The transcript has a single exon.
CUUGGUUCAGUAUCCUAGGCCACGUGCGAUGAAGCAGCCGCUGACAUUGGGACCUACCGGGCAGUGGCAUCACGGACCUGUCAGCAAACCACGGAUCUCGCCCGUAGGGGGACACACCCCCAGCCCCAGCCCGCCCAGGUAAGUCUCUGAUUUCUAGCUCCUUGCCCUCGAAAGCUGAGAACUGAAGAAGCAGGUUCCGGGAGCCAUUGCAGCUCGGGGCGCAGACUCCCCCAUUGAGGCUGCGGUAACCCGGCAACUGGGAGUUGGGAGCGUAGAUGUGGGGUCCUUGCCGAGCCGUGGCAAGUCCGCAGCCGUUGGAUACAGGUGCCCUUUUUCAUAAUCAGCGAAGCCUGCGACCCGCCUGCUUGUCUGGCAGGGAUUCGGCACAGGCAGCCUGGAGUUCGAGAGCUCAAAACUUGGCCAUGCUUUCUCACUGUCAAACACCUCUCGCCUCUUUGCUCUAAAGGGUGAGUCCGAAGUGGCCAAGAUGGCAAGGCAAUGGCUGCAGCGCCAUUAUCAAUGGCUUCUCUGCCCACUCUCAUCUAUUCGUGGGGCCCUCGGCCUCAGAUUGCGCUAUGCCCUAUGACUGGCGCCCAGGUGCCCGGCCAAGCCAAGUUGUGGACUCGCCCCCCUCCUGGCUCAGCUCCGCUCCCCUUCGGUCUCAUCCGCGCGGCCCUGGGGUCUCGGGGAGCUUUGCCGGGAUUGCACUGCUCAAAUUUCAGGCGAGUGCGCGCCAAGGGGAGCAGAGACCGGAUUCCCUCAACGCCGUGCCCCCAAUCCCUGACUCAAGGGAGGAGGGAGCUGCGCUAUGCUGGGAUCUCAACUCGCCUUCCCUCGGAUUCUACCCUACAGUAAAAUGUGCCACAGGGUCCGCUGCACACCCACAUCCACCCGCUCCCUGCAGCCAUAGCCACAUCCUCAGCCUCGAGUUCUUUGUCCAGUUUGAGUUUUAUUCCAAUACCCAAAGACUCAUGGAGAAAACUUGGGAGACAGGUGGAAAGAAGAUUCAGCGCCCGUUUCUUCAAAAGGCGCUCCCGCAAAGCUUAGCUCUGGGCGCAUUAGAGGCUGCGAUGCAGAACGCGCCGGGGGAAGUGAGUGUCGCUGGAGUCCAGACACACAGGGGCAUUUUUGGUGGAGGCCACAGAAGAUCGUUUAUAAGGGGCUGGAAGGGGAAUGAAAGGAAUGAGAAGAGUGAUUCAACAAGCCUUUAAAAGAAACCAGGGGUCUGUGGAAACAGCAGUCAGUGAAACCCCGACAGCGCGCAAGCCAAGUGGCGACGCCUGGCUGCCGGGCGUCAGUGGACGUUUCCGUCCUAAGGGCGGACGCCUGAGGGCAAAGGAGUGGGAAACAAGCUCUUUCCGCCUCCGAUGCUUCAGACCCUGGUUGGACCCAGGCACUGGGAGUGCGCCCCCUAAUCGCCAGCCGGGCGCUGGCAAAGUGGAAAUCGGAAAGAAAAAAACCCGAGUGGUUUCACAGCACCUGUAGGACAGGAGCUGCGGACUCAGAUGCCCUCCCCUCCAAACUCUUCACCUCCCUGGGGCUCUCUACAAACACCCCGCGACCGCGAUGGGCAGUCGUCAAAGGUCGUCGCAGCCACACAGCGCACACCUGAACGACUGCCCGCGCGCACCGGCCCUUAGCGCCGCAGAGAGGAGUGAGGUCUGCAGAGUGGACGGGUGUGUAGGGAGAGGCAAGGAGAGCUGUUGGGUUAGGGCCUGGGGCCUGGGACGCACGCCUGCUCACCUCUCUCAC